This is a messenger RNA of Closterium sp. Naga37s-1, 1710 nucleotides long. Lineage: Eukaryota; Viridiplantae; Streptophyta; Zygnematophyceae; Desmidiales; Closteriaceae. The record is from the annotation of a GenBank genome assembly.
AUGGUAGGAAACAAGGGCAGGGGUGCGGGAAAUCAAGGGCAGGGAGGGGAGAAGCAAUGGGUGAGGGGAAAACAAGGGAGGGGCAGAGGGGGGGCAGGGAGGGAAGAAACGUGGGGCAGGGAGGGGAGAAGCCAAAGACAGGGGCAUGGGCAGGCGGGGGCAGGGAGGGAGCAAAGGAGAGGCACGGAGAAAGAAAGGGAGGCGCGGGGAGGGGAGAAACCGGGCGUGGGGGGGCGGAAAAUGAGGGGCAGGGCGGGGAGGAGGGAGGGGCAGGGAGGGGAGAAGCUGAGCACACGGAGGGGGGAAAGGUGGGGCAGGGAGGUAGGAAGCCAAGGGCAAGGGGGGGAGAGUGGGGGAGCAGGGAGAGGGGGGAGGUGGGGAGCGGAGAAAGGCGGCGAGGGGCAGGGAGGGGAGAAACCAAGCAUAGGGGGGCGAGAUACGAGGGGCAGGGUGCGGAUUGAGGAGGGGCAGGGAGUGGAGUGGGUCGGCGAGGGGAAGGAAGAGGCGUGCAGCAGAGGAGGGGAGGGGGGAGGAGAAGGUAAACGAGGGGAGCGCACGGGCGGGGAGGAGCGAAUGGCGGGCGGUGGGAAACGGCGAGGGGGGCAGGGAGGGUCAAAAGAGGCGGCAAGGGAGCGGGCACGCGGAGGGUGGGGGCGGGGGGGAGCGGAUGGCAUGAGGAGGCAGGGGGCUUGCCCGUGCGAAGAAACGCCCCGUGCGCACCACCGUUGGGCGGUUGGAAGCCGCACACGGUCGCGGGGGUGGAGAGCGGAAACGGGCAGCCGGGGGAGGGUGGGGGCGGUUGGAUGGGACUGGGGUGUACGGGGGGCAGGGGAGUUGAGGGGGCAAGGGGAGGGGCAGCAACGGGCAGGGGCUGGGCCAGCUGAGGGCACGGAAAAGGGGCGGGCAGAGGGUGAGCAGAGGGGCGAGCGAUGCAAGGGAGGCACCAUAGGGGGGAAACCAGUUGCACGGAGGUGGGAGGUGAGGGGCGUGCGAGGGGGUGGGAAAGGGGCAGGGAGGGGCGGAAUGGGAGGACGUGGGUGGGGGGUGGGGGAGGGGAGUGGAGGGGAGAAGCAAUGGGUGAGGGGAAAACAAGGGAGGGGCAGAGGGGGGGCAGGGAGGGAAGAAACGUGGGGCAGGGAGGGGAGAAGCCAAAGACAGGGGCAUGGGCAGGCGGGGGCAGGGAGGGAGCAAAGGAGAGGCACGGAGAAAGAAAGGGAGGCGCGGGGAGGGGAGAAACCGGGCGUGGGGGGGCGGAAAAUGAGGGGCAGGGCGGGGAGGAGGGAGGGGCAGGGAGGGGAGAAGCUGAGCACACGGAGGGGGGAAAGGUGGGGCAGGGAGGUAGGAAGCCAAGGGCAAGGGGGGGAGAGUGGGGGAGCAGGGAGAGGGGGGAGGUGGGGAGCGGAGAAAGGCGGCGAGGGGCAGGGAGGGGAGAAACCAAGCAUAGGGGGGCGAGAUACGAGGGGCAGGGUGCGGAUUGAGGAGGGGCAGGGAGUGGAGUGGGUCGGCGAGGGGAAGGAAGAGGCGUGCAGCAGAGGAGGGGAGGGGGGAGGAGAAGGUAAACGAGGGGAGCGCACGGGCGGGGAGGAGCGAAUGGCGGGCGGUGGGAAACGGCGAGGGGGGCAGGGAGGGUCAAAAGAGGCGGCAAGGGAGCGGGCACGCGGAGGGUGGGGGCGGGGGGGAGCGGAUGGCAUGAGGAGGCAGGGGGUGUGA